GUUAAUCCAACUAUGGAAAGUAUUAAAAAAAACAAAGAGAAUAAUCUCAUAAAAAACCAUUUCAUUUUCUUCUAAAUACCGACGUCAGUGUCAAUCACACAAACCUAAAGCAGUAAGCAAGAAUUAACAUAAUAAGUUUCCUUUCCAAAUUCAAAAUGACACCAAUCAAAACUUUUGUCAUGAAAACAUUCCGUUUUCGAAAAUGGCAACAAAAGUUGAGUGGCACAGAUGGCGUUGACACAGGAAGCGUCGAUACAGACGAAUGUUCGCCAGUCGCAAAACUGCCGCGGAGGAGGCAUGUCGCGCUCCGAGCCGGCUGCGCCGCGAUGUGUCAGUUUGUGAGUGUUGUUCGAGUUUGAGGUUAUGGCUGGUUGCCGUUACGUUUGAGAUACGAGUGUAUUCAAGUCUCAACAAAAGCAGAUCUUCAAAGCCUCAAAGAUAUCUACGAGUAGACAAAUUGAACGGAGCCAAAUUGACUAAGAUUCAAUCCUUCUAAAAUCGAACUGAAAAAGGUUAAACGAAAAUGAAGCGCCGCAUUGCAGGAAUUAUGUACAUCCUGAUCAGUUUUGCGCUGGUCAACGAGAUGUCAAUUAACGUCCAGGCGAGGGACAACAAUAAGAGGCGGGCCAAGGAAAAGACUGGCGGUUUUCAGAAAAACAUCUGCGAUAUCACUGAUAGAGAUUCCAAAGUGCAUUGCUACUGCGAAAAUAAUAGGGAGCUCAGAAACGCGACGAAGGCCGAAUGCUGGGUUUUCAACGGCGGCAUACCGCGGGAUGAUCUCAUCUGGCAGAGUUUCGCGUCGCAACCGACGCUCCAAACUUUGUCUUUUAAUGUCCGAGUCGAUGGCGCAUUAGGCUACGUGCCCACUAAAGCGCUCCACUAUCUACAAAAGCUACGUUUCAUUAAUAUUAAAUACGGGAACAUUGUUGAAAUAACAUCCUUCGCUUUCGCCAACUUAACCAAUCUAAAAGAAGCCACUCUGUCUACUAACCAGAUUGAAACCAUCCAACAAUACGCAUUCGCUCAUUUGCCUAACAUUACUACUAUUAAUCUCGAAGAUAACAUGAUUAUUGAAAUCGGUACGGAUUGCUUUUUUGAUCUGCCCAAGCUACAGAAACUCGUUCUAACCAAAAACAACAUAUCAUCGAUAAAAGAUGGAGCCUUCCAGCGCACGUUUAACCUACUGGAAUUGGACUUGAACAAAAACAACAUAUUCCAUUUGAACCGUCACACGUUUGAUGGAUUGGCGAACUUGAGGAAAUUGGAUCUGCGAAGGAACCGCAUUUACAAUCUCACUGAAUUCACGUUCGCUGAGCUGUGGAACCUGCACGAGUUGCUCUUAGGCAAGAACGAUUUGAAGUUUAUUUCUGAAAGGGCGUUCGAUGGGCUGUCUCAACUCGAUAAGCUGUCCCUUGAUGAUAAUAAACUGGUUGCGCUCCCCUCGGGAUGGCUGGAAGGGGCCCGUGGCUUGAGCUCACUGGAUCUUCGCUCGAAUGAACUAUACGCAUUAACUUUCGAAAACAUCAGACCCAUAUUCGACAACUUGAAGCCGCAAAACAGCAAUUUGCUCCUCGAAGAAAACAACUUUGUAUGCGACUGCCGGCUCAAAUGGAUGCACUCUCUCCGCAACGAGACAAAAAGCCAGAACACCAAAGCGUCGCUCGACGGAAUCACUUGCAAAAUGGACUCGCCCGUCGUCAGCUCGGCUUACAACAAAAUUCCGGACCCGAUGGACAACAAACUAGAUUAUAACCAAGACAUUCUACAUGCUGGGCUUACCAUUGAAACUGCGCUCUCCAAACCUAAUUUGACGGACGGAGAUGAUGUUCAAAGUAAUAAUAUAUCUGCCACAAAAAAGGGCGUUAAAAGAAACGUCCUCAAAAUCCCACCUGACACUUUGCCUUGCCCUAGAGAAACUAAGAAGACUACUGAAUUGCCUCAACUGAUCGAUCCAGUCAUUCCAAUACAAAAUGAAAUGAAAACAUACAGAUUUCAUGACAUAAAUUCAGCUACAGCUAUUGCUGUGAAUAUUUUAAUAUUAUGGAGUUCCGUUUUGUCAUUCUUCUUUACUUAAAAUGUCGUCAAUUUCGUGAUCUAGUCGUUAAUAUAAGCGAAAUACAGACUUACUUUUUGUGUAACAAAACUUGGAACAUUCUAUUUUAAAUUGUACCAAUUCGGUACUAAGUGAUAGGGAAUGCAAAUUGGCUAUAACCGUGAACGAAAUAAUCGGUUAUAACCGAUAAUUUUGACAUAAUUUCAUAACCGAUUAUUGUAAACUUGAACGGUUAACCGAAUAUUACCGUAACCGGUUGGUUACGGUUAUUUUCGGUAAUUUAUUUAUGACUUAGAUUAUAUGAAUUGAUCUUCUCGUAACUACGGUUAAGGCAGGAGCCUUUUUUGGCUGUGACGUCUGUGACUAUCAUUUUUCUCAUUCGUGUAAACUUUAAUAACGAAAAUAUAUCAAAUUUACUUCCCUUAUUCUUGAAAAAUUUUGAUUGAAUAUUAUAUUAUGAUUAAGGACACAUUUUCACAUUUACUAUUUUGUGUGUUUUAUUAAAAACGAAGCAUUGCUUAAUAUACGUAUGUACUCACAUUCCCUAAUACUUCCUAAUAAUAAGUAAAUCUUUAAUUUCCUUUAUUUUCGUAUUUUUUUCUUAAUCAAAUCAGAAUGUAUAUGUACUUAUAAUUUUUGCCAAAAAUAACCGUAACCGAUCAUCGGUAAUUUUUGGCCAUAACCGUAACCGAAACCGGUUGUAGUCUGUGUGUGUGAAGUUUGGCAUUCCCUAGUAAGUGAUAGUCACUAAACGACGCGAAAGUUUCGUCACAAAACUGAAAUUAAAAAGUCAUUUAAAAUACAUCUUAGGUGAGACGUGCAAUUUAAAAUAAAAUUGGCCAUUAAAUUUAGUUUAAGUGCACAUAAAUAUAAUAUAUAUUCAAACAAUAAUGUG
This is a messenger RNA of Cydia pomonella (codling moth), 2948 nucleotides long. It is a transcript of the gene Con, whose product is annotated as connectin-like. Lineage: Eukaryota; Metazoa; Arthropoda; Insecta; Lepidoptera; Tortricidae. Bases 524 to 2074 code for a protein of 516 amino acids. The transcript is spliced from 6 exons. The record is from RefSeq and is a predicted model, not a curated record. Gene Ontology annotation, molecular function: protein binding.